UCUACAUGUUGCUGAAUGGACCGUUCCCAAGAGCAGAGAGUCUGCCCUGAGGGCUAGCAAUCCAUGAACCAUGCAAAUAUAGUGCUAUCGAACAACAGAUAUACAACACCAUACAUAUAGACUUCUGCUUCUGACACCGUCACAGAACCCUGAAUACCUACCUUCUGUCAUGGCUGUAUAGAAGACAUCCAGCUGAUAUUAUUAAUGGACUCCAGUGAACAUCCUUUUGGAGUCCACUGACUUUUAUAUCAGGGAUGCGUGCUCUCAUGGACAACAUGAAAGGGUAGUGCUGAAGGUUUUACAUUGACAACAAAAUUUUUGUUACUACUGCAGGCUGGUGAUCUAACCUGGAAAAUAGUUAAUUUAGUUUUUGGCUCAAUUUAACUUCCAGAUAACUGCCUUUUUUAAUUCAGUGGCCCUAUAGAAACCCCUCGAUUUUAGAUUUUUAAUGACAGUGUUGUCUUAAUUAGACAAUUAGAAUGAGUAAAAGCAAAUUGGUUUCCUUCUGGAAAAUUUUUCUCUGUUGACCAUGUUUAACCAUUCUGUUUUAUUCAGCUAUUUUUUUUAAACAUCUCUCAAAGAGUUAAUGCACCUUAUAUAGGACACCUGCCCUUUUGCAGCUUCAUAAUUCAUAUCUAGAUGUCACCGGUGUUUCCCAUGUUAACAGUUCUCAGCAUGUUUUACUAUAUCUGCCUUCGGCGCCGAGCCAGGACAGCUACAAGGGGAGAAAUGAUCAACAGCCGGAGAGCUAUUGAAUCAAACAGCCGAGCCUUACCUAUCAAUGUUGAAGUAGUCCAGUAUGCCAAAGAAGUGUUGGAUUUCAGUUCUCAUUACGGUAGUGAAAACAGCAUGUCCUACACCAUGUGGAAUUUGGCAGGUAUUCCAAAUGUGUACCCCAGUUCUGGUGACUUCACUCAGACUGCUGUGUUUCGAACUUAUGGAACUUGGUGGGAUCAGUGUCCUAGUGCCCAGUUGCCAUUCAAGAGGACUCCACCUAACUUCUAUAGCCAGGACUACGUAGAGCUUGCUUUUGAGGAGCCAGUGUAUCCCACAGCAGUGCAUGUUCUGGAAACAUAUCACCCUGGGGCUGUAAUUAGGAUUUUGGCUUGUUCUGCAAAUCCCUAUUCCCAAAAUACACCAGCUGAAGUAAGGUGGGAAAUCCUUUGGUCAGAAGCACCUACCAAGGUGAAUUCUCCUCAGGCUCGCCAGUUCACACCUUGUAUUAAACAGAUUGACUUUCCCACAAAUCUAAUCCGAUUGGAAGUAAAUAGUUCGCUUCAGGACUAUUACACUGAAUUAGAUGCAGUAGUACUACAUGGUGUGAAAGAGAGACCUGUACUUUCACUUAAGACAUCGAUGAUAGAUAUGAAUGAUUUGGAUGAAGAUGAUGAUGAAGAAAAGAAUGGCUGUGAAAUGGAUAGUCUUAAUAAACAGUUCAGUGUUACAGCCCUCAGGGAAUGGACAACUAAUGGGUAUUUUGAUAAACUGCCUUAUGAGCUCAUUCAGUUGAUUUUGAGUCACCUUACAGUACCAGACCUGUGUAGACUAGCACAGACUUGUAAGCUACUAUAUCAGCAUUGCUGUGAUCCUCUACAAUACAUUCACCUCAGUUUACAACCCUACUGGGCAAGAAUAAAUGACACAUCUCUGGAAUAUCUACUGUCUCGCUGCACUCUGGUCCAAUGGCUGAAUUUAUCUUGGACAGGAAACAGGGGAGCCAUAUCUGUUUCUGGAUUUAGCAGGUUCCUGAAAGUUUGUGGCACUGAACUAGUGCGCCUUGAGUUGGCUUGCGGCCAUUUCCUCAAUGAGACUUGCUUGGAGGUCAUUGCUGAGAUGUGUCCAAACCUUCAGGAAUUAAAUCUCUCCUCCUGUGAUAAGCUACCACCUCAGGCUUUCAACCACAUUGCCAAAGUGUGCAGUCUUAAGCGUCUCGUCCUUUAUCGAACAAAAGUAGAGCAAACAGCGCUGCUCAGCAUUCUGAACUUCUGUUCAGAGCUUCAGCACCUCAGCCUUGGUAGCUGUGUCAUGAUUGAAGACUAUGACCUGAUAGCGAGUAUGAUGGGAGCAAAGUGCAAAAAACUGCGUACUCUGGAUUUGUGGAGAUGUAAAAACAUUACUGAAAAUGGAAUAGCAGAACUGGCUUCAGGAUGUCAGCUCUUGGAGGAGCUUGAUCUUGGCUGGUGCCCUACACUACAAAGCAGUACUGGCUGCUUCACAAGCCUUGCGCGUAAGCUCCCAAACUUGCAAAAGCUCUUUCUUACAGCCAACAGGUCUGUGUGUGACACGGACAUUGAAGAACUUGCCGCUAACUGUACUCAUCUUCGGCAGUUGGACAUACUGGGGACAAGGAUGGUAAGCCCUGCAUCUUUAAGAAAAUUGCUGGAGUCUUGUAAAGAUCUUUCUUUACUUGAUGUGUCCUUCUGUUCACAAAUUGAUAAUAGAGUUGUCCUAGAACUGAAUGCCAGCUUUCCUAAUGUGUUCAUAAAAAAGAGUUUCACUCAGUGACUCACUAUGUGUGCUGCUAUGGAAUUCAUUUGACAGUGUUGUUUCCUGUGA
Molecule: messenger RNA, 2556 nt
Organism: Gopherus flavomarginatus (Mexican gopher tortoise)
Lineage: Eukaryota; Metazoa; Chordata; Testudines; Testudinidae
Gene: FBXL4
Product: F-box and leucine rich repeat protein 4
Exons: 8
Coding region: 640-2505 (621 amino acids)
Biological process (GO): SCF-dependent proteasomal ubiquitin-dependent protein catabolic process
Cellular component (GO): SCF ubiquitin ligase complex
Molecular function (GO): protein binding
Source: RefSeq, a predicted model, not a curated record